GCGCGAACCACGGUCCAAGGCGCCGACGAUUACCAAUUUGUCUAAUCGCGAAGAUAGAUACGAGUUUCUUCGGAAUACGGAAGCGGUGACGAUGGCGCGAUAAAACUGUGAUAGGUUCAGUGCUUCAUCCAAUUGACACCGAUUUGUUGCGCAAAGCGACAAUUUGUGGACAAAUUUAAGACGACAUCAGCCAAUUUGUCAACGUGAAAGACGCUUGAACGCGACGAAGCGCGGCGAAGAAAGAAGUUGGCCAGCCUACUAAAAAUUCAAAACGCGAGCGAAUUUUCCCGGGAAUAAAUUUCCAAGUUUUCUACGCGAGAACAGCCGAGCAAAUACAGCACGGCGAGCUUACCCAACCCCGGAACGAACUAGAAAGUUUGACGCAUUGCCGGUGAAUAAACCGAAACGAUUGUUACGCAACGUUUGUCAGAAGAAAGAAGAAAAGAACUUUCAACGUACGUUGCGUGCUCCUUGCAUUCAUCGAUUUAGGAGAGCAUCGAUAGACUAUGAAUAUUACGACAAAUCCCGACUUUAGAAAUCGGGACGCGAUGCCAUCGAUACCUUUAUCGUCGGAUGCCGAUGGAAAAGACUACCUCGCUUCUUCUCGAGGAAGAAACUCGCACCUCCGAAGACAAAGCAUGUCUCUGACUGCCAUUAUAAACCAUAGAAGAGGUCUCCUCGGAGCGUUGAUUUCAGGUAUAGGCAGCAACAUGUCGCUGCCGUCUUGCAUGCCCCAGGAUCAAGAAUUCUUAACGGGACAGCCUCCUGGGCACAAGGCUGGGCAAAUGCCGCUUCUGAACAAUCACAGUCACAUGGAGAAGUACGACGACGCGCAAAAGCAACGACCGAACUUCUUACCUUUGACUCCCGUCAACACGGCCUGCGUACCUAUGAACGCUCUGGAAGCCGCGAGAAGUAAGGGCAUCGCGCAUUCCAAUAGUGCGAACAUCUUGCAAUUGCGAGAAUGUUCCGAAACUUUGUUCACAGCUAAACAGCAGAUCGUGGAGCAACAACAGAAAUCUGCCGAGAGGCGAACAUGCCACAAGGAAAUGAUAUCGAUCAUGAGCACCCUAUACGCGAAAUUACUGAUCGUCAUUGGAAUCGCCGUGCCGGUCUCAGCCAGCGGGACUCAAAAAGUCCCUCCAUCUCUGAGUCAGGGAUUUUACCUCUAUCUGUAUUUGGUCAGCGUCGCUUUCGUGAUCGCGAUGUACGUCAUCGUGCUGAGGGACAAAGCCGUGAAAAACUUGACGCAGAAGAACGAGAAGAAACAGCAGACUUUUGCAUUCAACGAGAAAGGCGAACGCGAGAACAUCGAUCAGACGCAACAAUACGGCAGCUUUUGUCUAAGGCUCGGCGCAGUGGGAUUUGGCGCCGGCUCGCUGGUAUUUACGGGAUUGCAAAUUGGAGCGGAAAUAGCUUCCGGCCCGUUUAGGGCGAUUACACCGGGUGCCAGACUGCUGUUGGUCACAGCUCAAAUGCACUUCAUAUUCCUCAACAGCAAAAGUCUCAAUCUGUCCAAACACACGGCCCUCGCGAAACUAGGCCUGAUGCAUAUGAUUGCGACCAACCUUUGCGAAUGGUUACAGGCGCUCGUCGAGGAGACGCAGCACGAAAUCGAUCAGCUGGGCCCUACGCACGACGAUGAGGAUGGGAUCUUGAAAUCUCUUUUGAGAGACGCGAGUCCGUUCCUUUUUCCAUGCACAAUCGAAUUCAGUUUAAUUUGCGCGGUGAUACUGUUCGAGAUGUGGAAGAGGGUGAACGAGAAGAUCGAUGCAAAGGGCGAGACACCGACGAGAUCUUCGUAUCAUCUUAGCAUAGAUUGCAGCAACUCUCACAGGGGUCUUUUCGGCGGGAUUCUGGUCGUCGCCGCGACGAUACUAAGCCUGAUUAUGUUCUUCGUCCUGAAGGAGGCCAAAAUGAACAUAGCGAUCGUACAGGUGACCGCGCUAGACGCGACGAUACUCGCGCUAGGCAUGAUUGCAUCUAUCGCUGGAACUCUGAAGUUGCAAGCCUUACAGCAAAAGAUCAUCAAGCCAUCCGAGUUGGACACAACGUUAUUGGCCGCGGCUCAAGCUGGAGUCUAUCUUCACUGUUUAUUCGGAGUCGUCGGUGACGUAUUAACGAUGGGACAGAUCUGGGUGCUGUCACUUUUUACGGACUUGUUGGCCCUGCUACAGAGCACGAGCCAAACUUUGCUCAUUAAAAUCGCGUGGGGAAGACGUUGCUCGAAGAACGACAAGCCUGGCAAGGAGCUGAUCACUUUCCUGAUAGUCGUCAACAUCGCCCUGUGGACGGUGAACACUCUUGAAAAAUCCCGCGCCGGUGUCAGACCCGAUCAUUUGCAGUUCUUCGGCGUUUGGGCGUGGACGAUCAUUACGCACGUUUCUAUGCCGCUCGCUAUAUUCUAUCGAUUUCACUCCGCCAUAUGCCUGUUCGAGAUAUGGAAAACCUGUUACAAGUGCAGAUCCACCAGCGUACUGCAAACACCGUAUUGAAAUCAUCGAUCCAUCACGGACGAUCGAGAAGCGUCUCUUUUGUACUUUACGCAUCCAUGAAUUGUAUAAACAACGAAUAUCGUUUAACUCAAAGGUCGCGCGCUACGUGGAAAACAAAUUCGAACGAGCAUGGCGAAAAUUGCGUUCCUCUCGAACCAUCCCUUCGAUUACCAGGUUAUUAAAAAUAGAAAAAACGCAAGGAAGACAAACGAGAAAGCAAGCGGUCUAUCGCAAAUAAUAACGUUACAGGGCACGAAGAACAAAGUUCCCCGCGAUGUCUGCUACCCUGCUCCCGUGAGGAACUUUUAUUAAGCCAGCGCGCGACAAAAGGCACAUAAGAGGGGUUGCACCGAUGCUUUGAGACAUCCGACAGGAUGCCACGGUUGCCGAAUCGAUAGAGGUGCGUACUCUUUCGUCGAUGUACAUGGGAAAAGACACGGAGUAACGGUGAUGGUGGAGGUCGACAGUUUGAUACGGUUUACGGUAAACACAUUUGGUAGCAAUCACAUCACGGGGCCAGCCAAGCCUCGCUGCAGCGAGAAGUAGGUGAUGCUUCGGUGGUUGGAGAAAGCGAGCGAACGGUGGGUGAAGAGGCUCUUAGCCAACCCUUUGUUGCUCCUGCCGCCACUAUUGCUUCCCCGCACCCGUCCUGAACGUAGUGGAGGCUCUACUCUUGACCAAAGGCCUCUGAUUUACUUAGCCUAUCGAGUGCUCUCGAACUCGUCCGCCAAGAAUACCGUGUAUACAACCAAGCCGUGUACGCCGUGUUCCGAAAUUUCGAACUUAAUGCUCCACUUACUGUCCUCCUGCCUUCCGCGAAUCGUGAUUGCGGACCUCGAUCGUACUACAUCGUACAAUUAAAUUUCCCAACGAAUUUAAAAGUAAACCGAACAACUACAUUUAGUACACCCCCCUCAGCGCUUUAGGAUAAUUGUAAUUAUUCGGCAGAAUAAUACAAGAAACGCGAGUCUUCGACGAUAGACGGAAAAAAAGGGUGUUACUACCGCGUCAACGGUUCCUAACGCUCGCCAUAGACUCUGUUACUUUUUUUUUUGCGGAUUUAACGAGGAUUUACCGCUCCUACGACCCCUACCUUGCCAACCCACCACUACUACUACGGGUACAAUCUGCAGCACACGCGUAGAGAUCUUUCUACGUCGAAGUGCACGAGAAAUCCUAGAUUUCCAGAGCUAGCUGAAUACGGGAAACGUUAGCGCACGUUCAGAUUCGUUUUCAAGAAUUUAUUCGGAACGGUGGCUUCCAGAAUUUCGCGACGAAUCUUCGAUGCAUUUCGUCUUCAAUUAUUAUGUUUGAUUUCGUGUCAAAAAGGAAAUAGAAUACGAAACGUUUACGAUUUAAGAAAAACCCAAGAUUUGAAACAAUUCGUAGACCUACGUUUCCGUGUCACUUCUUCCAAAAAGUAGCGACUUUUCGCGACGUCGCGGCUGACCACGGCGAAAUCUUGCGAUUUAUCGGGUUUACCUAUCCAUCCCUAAAACCCCCCCGUCGAUUCGAAAGUCCGUGAUGGAAAAGGGAACAGGUGGCAAGAAGACGGAGAACGCGGCGCCGCGACGAGGCGAACCUUGAUAUAUCCGCCAAACAGAAGGAGCUGGAACGCCUGGGCGGAUUUAUCGGAGUUGCGGAUAAUGGAUGGUCUAUACCGGCGGGGGAACUUUUUUUUAAAUAAUAUAACGUACAACAAGCGGAGAGCGUUCGAUGAAAUGCGCUUACACCAGCUGGCAACGGAAAAACGCUUUCCACUGUCGCGAAUACAACGGCAAAAUAAUUUUCCGCGAAAGUACACGUAACGCGAUUUUCUCGUCCGCCGACGAUUACUAGGUCAACGAAAAUAUAUCGAACACGAAAUCGUGGGCCGUUCGAAACGAAAUUAUCUCGUGAAUGCGUAGCGUAAAGGGUAAGCGGCGAUAUUUAUCUCGACCCAAUUAAGUACGCGGAGCUUUAAUGAAUUUUCUAUAUGUCUGCUGCGCCGCGACGUAACCGGCAUUAUUAAAGAAGAAAUAAAAACAUGGAUCGAAGGGAGAAACAAUCACCGAGAAGCAAAUUAUUCGGUCCUGUCGGUGGUGCGCGGAGGAAAAAUGAACGACAGCGGUAUUGGCAGAACAACUACCAGACAAAAACCAGCAUCGGAGGUCGUCGAUUGGACGAUCCUCGGGAAUGUAUUUAAUUCGAUUGAUCUUUGCAGCCAUCUGGACGAGACAAGAAGGACGAGAGGCAAGAGGGUGACUAUUCGCUGCUAGGGAGAGGGAACCUCUGUUUCCGCCGGAAAUGAGGCCUUCGCGACUCGCACUCCCACCCUAUUUUACCUCCACCCAAAAGCUCUUUCGUGCCACCCUUCUAUCUACCUGUGGCCGUUGCCCUAACCGAUCCUUCUAUCGCGCUGUAUCUCGGGAGCGAGGACGCAAAUCGUAUUUAUAUUCCAUCUCUGACGCCCAGGUAAAUAUUUUGAGCAACUACCGGUUACGGUGUAUCGUGCGAAACCGGUUCUCGGAAAAUCAUUCGAACGCCACUUUAAUACGCAGGAUUAUUAUACAUUCAUCCAAUCAUCACGGCUCCCAAUACCUUCCCAAUCCCCGUCGAGCAGGACUCAUCGCCGAACGAGGAUCACCUUUUUUAAAUAUUUCGAUUAUAAAUAUUUACCAGCGGAGCGAAAUUCGAGUUCGAAUCCGAAUGUGUAAUUGAAAAUUGCUGAAGAGCCUCGCGGACCAGCGAUAUUAUCGAUAUCGUUUGCUUAUUGCGAUUUAUUCGAAAUGCGAGACUGUUUACAUAAUGGAAAAAUUAAAGUUUAAGGAGUUGCUUGAAAAAAUUGCUUUAGAGCCUCAAGUUGUAUUCUUCGACAACUUCUAUCAUCGGAAAAUGUUCGAGAUGUAAUCGUGUGAUCUCAAGAUUAUGGGAAAUGCGAUUAAUUAAAGAAACGAAGACUUAAACGAAUCCUGUUUUUGUGCGGAAGUAUCGUACCAUGUUUACUUUCGCGUAAAGAGAAGUUUAAUAAAAUUGGGGUCGCGGACGAUACGAAGAAAAGUCAAAAGCUGGAAAAGUUCGCUAAUGCUCUCUUACCUCGCAGCUACGCGUGAAUGUCAGUUGCUCGUCGAGGAUGUAAUUUUCGCUGUAUACCCGGAUUAGAAGCCGGCUCGUCGAGCUCCGCGUUCUAUCGCUUGAUAAGUAUUGGCUCUCGUACCUCUUGAAUACGGUGGAACUGGAAAAGGGAUUCCGAGAUGAUUUCAAAGCGAUCGAUUGGUCUCGUCGGUGACGUCACGGGUCGCAGCGAUAUGCGGCCGUUAUGUCUCGUUGGGAAUCCACCUACCCGUAAUAGCACGGAUUAAUGAUAAAAGCCUAAGAGUAGGACAACCAUGCAGGCCGAUGCAACGUAAAAGCUAUUAUUAUGGGAAGCUAUCAAUGCUACUUGGGUGGGUUUGAUUUUACUUAACGCUUCGAAAAUCUAAAUCUUGGGAAACUAAUGCGCGUAUAUCUGAACCUGUAUGAUAGAUCCAUAAUUGCAUGACUUUGAUAUUCAGUUUUUACAGUAAGCGAUGCGACGAAUAUUCCUUUUGGAAACGUUGUUACAUUAGCAGACGUUAUAGUACGUUCUUUCGAUGAAAUCGAUAGCUAUUUGAAGAAUACAAAUUGCUGCUGCUGCUGCUCGAGUGAGAGAGACAGAGAGAGCAGGAUGCGCAAAGUUACCGUUCCUGAAAAGAGGACAAAACUUUUACUAGACGGUAUUUCUUAAAAUCAGAUAAGCGGAUUAUUGGGAGAUUUGAUAAAAAAAAAAUCGACGUAAGAUAC
Hylaeus anthracinus is the source of this 6296-nucleotide messenger RNA. Its product is annotated as proton channel OtopLc-like. Lineage: Eukaryota; Metazoa; Arthropoda; Insecta; Hymenoptera; Colletidae. Gene Ontology annotation, biological process: proton transmembrane transport. Bases 507 to 2495 code for a protein of 662 amino acids. The record is from RefSeq and is a predicted model, not a curated record. The transcript has 11 exons. Gene Ontology annotation, molecular function: proton channel activity. Gene Ontology annotation, cellular component: membrane.